AGGAUUUUUAGUGCUCUCGCGUCCCGGGGCACGCCCAAAACACCGCCGGGAGCGGAGUUCAUCCGCCAUGCCACCUACGCCUGCCGUACACCUGAGGAAUGCCAAGGCAGUUGCUAGGCAUCGCUUCUCGGUGUCCCGAAGGCUCUUAUUCGGCAGCUUUGCAGCAGCCGCGCUGGCAGCAGGCAGCUUAAGCUUCGGGCGGCAUUUUGAAGCUUCCGCGAAUGCAGGAGCUGAGCCAGAGCCAGAGGCUGAGGGGACGCGCCAGCUUAGGAGCCCCCAAGUAGCGGGCCCGUUGCAUGACUGGUGGAAGCCCUGCGCGCUGGUCGGCGGAACUUGUCGGUGCGUGGGCACCUUGGUUUUUAGCACGAUUCUCGGGGACGCAGUGCGGGAGAUCAACGCUGAUGGAGAGGUGUCCUGCACUGCCGAGGCGCUCGGAGCGCCUGCGAGUCGGAACUUGAAGAUGUGCUGGUGCCAGGAAGGCCUGCACUGGGACAACGACGUGCGGAAGGGUGUGGCAUCGCUGGUGCGGCAGGGCCUGACGCCCCGCGUGGAGAUCGCCUCUGAUGAGGCAGCGGCUCCCUCCUGCGAUGCCAGCAGCGAUGGGCUGUGGUACGGCUGUGUGAUGAUGAGCCGACGCUGGGACACCACUGUGAUCCCUCAGGUGAUGGCGCGCACGGCGCCGGCGGAGGAGCAGCUAGACAUGGCGCUGCGGAAGCUGGACGCGUGCCACCGCCUGUCUCCUGGUGCAUCUUUGCGAGUGCUGGGCGUGCGCAGCGGCCAAGCCACAGAUGCUCCGGCGGUGCCAGUGCACCACUCCCGGGUGUGCUCCAUCGUGUACACGCCCAGCCAAGGAGUGACAUGGACAGCGGAGACUCCAGCUCUCCACUGCGCCACAGAACCUGGCACCUGCACCACCACGCCUUGCGAAUGCCGACGAUCCUCGGACCGCAAGCUAGAGCUGCGGACCCCUCAGGGCCGCCGCUGCUGGGCCUGCUCCGAGAGCGGCAAGGAGUACACCUUCAGAGUUAAUGCCAUGGCCGAGCACAUGGAAGGGCAAGCAGUUUCUUGGUGGCCACCGUACGGUAUCAACAGCCCGCCGAUCCUUUGGAUCUUUAUGGACUGCUGGGCCGUGGUAGAGGCUUGCCCCGUGAUCGCCGGCUACAUGUUCCUGUUCUUCUGCUGUCUCUUGAUGCGAAAAGCGGAGGAGCUUUCUGGUGGAAUGAUCCCCUGGACCCGCGUGGUGCCAAUUUACGGCCCCGCGCUCAAGCGCGGAGAGGCGUGGCGUUUCGUGACCUUCACCUUCUUCCACUUGCAGUUUCUGGACCUUUUUCAAAACCUGCUCACGCUGCUAGACACCCUGGACGUGGAGGGAACACCUCCGAUCAUCCUGGGGGAUGGCUCCAAUUUGAAGUGCGGCGUCGGCGCGAAGCAGAACUUCAUGUGCUACCCCAGCAUCGGUCUGGGCUCGGUGCACACCUUGGGGGUGUCGCUGGUGAGCGCCGCGGUGGGCGGAAUGUGCAGCACCUGGGUGAACUUCUCCAACGUGGUGGCAGGCGCGUCCGCCCUGGGCUUCGGCCUCUCCGGCGCCAUCGUGGCGCUCUAUGCGCUCUACGCAGGCGCGGAUUUGGACUCGACCUCCAGCGUGCAGCGGAGCUUCAAGGACUGGGUCUGGCUGCGCUUGAUCUUCGUGGCCUUCCACAUCGCCAUGGAGUUCGUGCGGGGCCUGUCCCAGCGGGAUUUGGCGGGGCUCUGGGCGCAUACCACCGCCUUCCUCAGCGGCUUCGCGUACGUCCUCUACUUUUUGCCCCCCAUGGGCGAUGGAACGCUCCUCUCCGCUGAACGGCCCUACGUGGUGGCCUGCGCUUACGACAGCAGCGGCUUCUCGUCCAGCGCGCCGGAGUGCCUCCGACUCUUCAACGCCCAGUACGAGUACCAGGUGGACGAUGUACAUCGGCAAUGCUUCCUCUUCUUCUCCACGAUCGUUGGAUGGACCGUCUUCAACACCGCAGUACUGCACCGGAGGGUGAAGUCUACGGAUGCGGUCCUGUUGGCUGGGGCGGAGGUCAGCGCUGUGUGCUGCAACCGCCAGGCGAGGCCUGGAGGAGAUGGCCUUGCCUCCAACAUGGAGGACAAGGAGGUGGUCAUUUGGAUCACGAUUGCGGCCACCAUCGGCUGGCGGCCUCCGCCGGGCACAGAGGAGGCGGAGCGGAAGCUGGUGGCUCGGAGCCUGGACGCCAACCCGGCCACCCCAGGUGGCCUGCUGGACAAAACCCCCGAGGCAGAAGCGGGGUCUCACAACGUGGCAGGCAAAGACCUCAUGACCUUCGGAGAGAGCCUUUUCCUGCCGGUGAAGUACAAGCCCAGGUCCACUUGGAUUCAGCUCGUACUUUACGACUUGGACCCGACCAAGAAGCCCAUCGCUUUCGCCUCGAUCUCUUUGGCCGAGGCCCUGCGAUCAGCGAAUGGCGAUCUGCGGAUGAAGUUGCAGCCCAUGGAGGAAGCCAAGAAGUCUUGGCCAAAGGCUGUGUCGGGCUGCUUGCCUUGGCGCCACUCGCCCCAGCUGGUCGUCAACUUCAGGUAUUUGGAAGUGCCAAAAGCGAUUGAGAUCAAGGAUAAAGUGAAGAGCAAGCUGGAGUACCUCUCCUACGAGCUAAAGGCCAGAGAGGAAGAAUUGGUGGAGCUCAAAAAGACGAAGGCGGUCCUGGAGGGUGAGGAAGAGUGAGAUGUGGCCGUGUGG
Messenger RNA from Effrenium voratum, 2737 nucleotides. The record is from the annotation of a GenBank genome assembly. NCBI's taxonomy places the organism in Eukaryota, Dinophyceae, Suessiales, Symbiodiniaceae.